Paramecium octaurelia is the source of this 633-nucleotide messenger RNA. The record is from the annotation of a GenBank genome assembly. Lineage: Eukaryota; Ciliophora; Oligohymenophorea; Peniculida; Parameciidae.
AUGGAUAUCAAUCUUGGUGAAAUAUUUAUUCCAAAUGAUUAUACCUUAACUGAGUUCAAAUAUCAAGAUAUCGAAAUUUAGAUUUACUCACUCAAUAGCGGAUCAACUGAUUUCGAUCUCACUGGUUAAAUCAUUUGGCCUGCUUCCAUUGAAUUAACCAAAUUUAUCAUAGAUAACAAUCAAUUAUUUAAGGAUAAGAAUGUCCUAGAGUUAGGGGCUGGUGCAGGAUUAUGUGGUUUUGUUGCAGCCAAGUAUGCAAAAAAUGUGAUUAUCACAGAUGGUAAUCAAAUUGUCCAGGAUCUCAUUACUAAAAAUAUUGAGCAUCUUAAAUUAAAAAAUGUCUAAGGAUCAUUGUUCUAAUGGGGAUAUGAGAAUAGUAAGGCAUUUAAAGAUAUUGAUAUCAUAAUUGGAGCUGAUAUCAUCUUCUGGCCUCAAUCUAUUGUUCCUCUAUAUGAGACUGUCAAGUAUUUCAAUGAGUAAAACGAAAAUAUUCAGAUGUUUGUAUCUGGCAUCAAAAGAUAUUAACAAACAGAGGAUGAAAUUGAUAAUUUACUCACUUCAAUCAAAAGACCAAGAGUUUUGAUAAAAUAAAUCAAUGAUUAUAAGUAAAUUGUUUAUAUUUAUAAAUUAUGA